Messenger RNA from Amoebophrya sp. A120, 8276 nucleotides. The record is from the annotation of a GenBank genome assembly. Lineage: Eukaryota; Dinophyceae; Syndiniales; Amoebophryaceae.
GCUCAAGAUAGUUUAAGAAGUUGUUUCCAGAACUAGCUCUUGGUCUUGCGAUAGCGAUCAUAAUGAUUGUUUUUGAAUCCCAUUUGCAUUUCGCUAACUAACUUCUUGGAUCCCAUCGCCAUCUCGCCCACCAUUGACAGACGAUCUUAACUAGAAGCACUUACGGACAAGCACAAUUGGAAUGUCAGUACCUAGCUACAAAGAGAUCGAUGCCGACGAAGAUCCACCCGGUGAUUUUAAGAAAGUCAAUCUCUUGUUCCGAAAAUAUGUCAAGACGGCAAAUCCAAAUUUUGUUUCAAGGAGGACGCUCCCUCGUUCUUUCAACUGAGACGUUCUGUAGAGUUCCACGUUUCGAAGAUCAUUGUUUCUGACGUAGCUUUAUAAAAGAAAAAUUUUGUUUGUUUUUCUGAAACUUUGCUACCAGUCUGCUGCGAUCUCGUGUUUAGUCUCCGACUAGCUCGAACACUACAUCUAAAGACCCCUACGUAUUACACCACAACCCCACAUCGCACAAGAUGACCGAAGGAAAGGAGCAUUUGUCGAUCGUGAUCUGCGGUCACGUCGACUCUGGUAAGUCCACCACGACCGGCCACCUGCUCUUCGAAUUGGGUAAGCACUAUUUUUAUUGUGGUUGCAAGAAUUUGGGCGAAGUUAGGUUUUUGUACAAAUGUGCCUGUCAAAGUUAGGUGCUCGAUUUCAUGAAGGUCCGAUGAAAGAACAAAAAGACGCAUUGAUUCCAAAAAAUCGCAGGUGGUAUUCCGGAGCGUGAGUUGGAGAAGCUGAAGGCCGAGGCUGAUCGCCUGGGAAAGUCUUCCUUCGCUUUUGCGUUCUACAUGGAUCGUCAGAAGGAGGAGCGUGAGCGUGGUGUGACCAUCUCGGUCACCACCAAGGAGUUCUUCACGGAGAAGUGGCACUACACCAUCAUCGAUGCCCCGGGUCACCGCGAUUUCAUUAAGAACAUGAUCACUGGAGCCUCCCAGGCUGACGUCGCCAUGAUCAUGGUUCCGGCCGAUGGUACUUGAGUAUUUUUGGGUUUUUGGCAAGGGGAGCUGAGUUUUUUAGAUUGCGGUUGUGCAUGAUACUAUGGAUCCGAGUUGGUCAGCGUUUCCAUGAGCGCGUAAGAUUUUCCGAGCGACGAGAGGUUCCUGAUCUUCGGAAGUGAAUUCUCGAACAGGUAACUUCACCACCGCCAUCCAGCGUGGUAACCACAAGGCUGGUGAGAUCCAGGGCCAGACCCGUCAGCACUCCCGUUUGAUCAACUUGUUGGGCGUCAAGCAGAUCAUCAUCGGUAUCAACAAGAUGGAUUGCGACACCGCCGGCUACAAGCAGACUCGUUAUGACGAGAUCGCCAACGAGAUGCGCAACAUGUUGGGAAAGGUCGGCUGGAAGAAGGACUUCGUCGAGAGCGGCGUGCCGUUCAUGCCGAUCUCCGGCUGGUGCGGUGACAACUUGGUCAAGAAGACCACCAACAUGGCCUGGUGGAAGGGUGCCGAUGUCAAGGUCGGCUCUGAGACCAUCCACGUCGAUACCUUGUACGACUGCUUGAACAACAUGUGCCGCGUUCCGGAGCGCCCCAUCGAUGCCCCGAUGCGCCUGCCGAUCUCCGGAAUCUACAAGAUUAAGGGUGUCGGUGAUGUGCUCGCUGGCCGUGUCGAACAGGGUAUCGUCAAGCCGAACGAGGAAGUCAUCUUUCUGCCGACCCACACCGCCGCCAACGCGUGCGCUGGAAAGGUCUUCCAGAUCGAGAUGCACCACAAGGCUGUGCCGGAGGCCAAGCCGGGUGACAACGUCGGUAUGAACGUGAAGAACUUGGACAAGCAGAACAUGCCCCGUGGUGGUGAUGUCAUGAUCUACAAGAAGGACACCACUUUGUCUGCCGUCAAGGCCUUCGAUGCCCAGAUUCAGGUACAGACUCUGCGUAGUGUGUGCUGUGUGCUAAAGCUGAUUUAUGAUUUUCGUAAGUGAUUGAUUUUGAUCUUCCAUUUUUUUGUAGUCCGUUUUUGUUUUAUGCCUCCUCGACUGAAUACAGGUGUUGGACAUCCCGAACGAGAUCAAGGUCGGAUACUCUCCGAUCGGUUUCGUCCGCUGCGGGCGUGCCGCUUGCCGUAUCUCCGCUUUGAAGUGGAAGAUGGGUAAGGAGACUGGUGGUAAGAAGAUGGAAGAGCCCCACUCCUUGAAGUCCAACGAGAUGGCGCAGGUCACCUUCGAGCCGCAGCAACCGUUGGUUGCCGAUUCCUUCAAGAACUGCGAGGGUCUGUCCCGUGUCGCUUUCAUGGACGGAAACGGUGUGGUCAUGUUGGGAAAGGUCGUGUCCGUUGAGGCUAAGGUCUUCGAGGCCAAGAAGAAGUAAGCAGGACCGACCACACGUUGGUGAUGCGACGCCCCACAUCAAACGAUACUUUGCAAAUUUCCAUCACGUAGCUGUGCGCGGUUGCAUUCGCUGUGUUGUUGAAAAUCAAAUCACUGAUUGGCAACUGCGUCAAGUGUGCUGACAUACCUGCCCCACUACUGGUGACGUAAGAGAAGCCUCGCGCUCUCCUGAAACAACGCCUUUUUGUGUCCUCAACGAUCGCUGCGAUUAUUGACAUCGACUGGAAAGGAAAAAACUAUAAGCCUGCCCCUUUAUGAGGCCAAGACCGUCUAUCCCCCCCACCAGUGGUCGCCUUCGGAGUUCAGGUUCUUAUCUCCGUCGAUUUUGGUGUCAUGACGCGCGUCUACACAUUCGUCUCCAUUCGCAUUGGGUCGGUCUCCUGAUGUCGGCCACGUAAAUCCAUCGUGCACGUCCAUUUAAAUUUCCAAAUCGUGAUGAUCGUGUAAUGGUAUUUGCAAAUGAUCAGCAGGAUCAGGCAUAAAUUCGCAAUUCUCGAUCGCACAAGUGAAUAGAGGAUCAGCGCUCUGGAUCAGAAAAAAAAAAGGCAAAACGAAGUCGACGAUCAGAAGUUCGGUCGUUCGUGGUGCAUAUCGAAAUUAAGCCAAAGUAUGUGGAAAUAGAAAGCUCUUUAAAUUGCUACUGCGUGUGUUGUUAAUCGUGACAUGUUGCCUCCGUUCCUCCACACCGAUCGACAGGAUUUUGUGCCUAAGUAAGCAGUACCCCAGCCUUACGUAAUUUGAUUCAGUUUGUGUUUGCACCGCUGUCCGUUGGCGUUCCAAAAACUUUUCCAAGUAGUAGCUGUGAAUACACAAAAAUGACUGCCCCUACGGCAAGCAGCAGCAGCUCUGGGCCAUCACAGCCGAGUAACAGGUUUUUGCACUACGAGGGAGCCAACCACUUUCGGCAGCGCCUGGUGCUGUCGACGCUGUCAGGCCGGCCGAUCCUGAUCAAGCAGAUUCGCACGGAGGACCGGCGACCUGGGCUGCGGGACUACGAAAGCAACUUCAUUCGGCUGCUGGACAAAAUCACCGAUGGAGCGAAGAUCCAAAUCAACAACACGGGGACGCAGCUUCGAUACGAACCUGGACAGCUAGUCGGAUGUAAGGACCGGGUGAUCGUGCACGAAUGCCCGGCGAGUCGGUCUCUCGGAUACUGGUUGGAAGCACUCGCGCUCCUCCUGCCGUUCGCGCGCAACCUGACGAAGUUGAAACUGGUUGGCGUGACCAACGAUGGCACCGACCUCUCGGUUGAUAGUUUCCGCAGUGUCACCUUGCCCUGGCUGAGGAAAAUGUUCGCGCCGCAGCGAUACGUGCAGCCGGAGUUUGGGGAACAAAUGUCGGAGAAGACGACGAAUAACACGGCGCUGAACGGGACGGUGCCGCAGCAGAACGUGUAUCUGCACACAAACCAAACAAACUUCGCGACCGAGCAGCUGACUUUCCAGGUCUUGCGACGCGGUUGCGGUCGCGCAAGCGCGGAAGACGACGCAGUUCCAGCCACCAAGGGCGAAGUGCUCUUUCACUGCCCGACGCUGGCCCGCGUCCGACCCCUGAAUCUUAUUGAGGACUUCCGGUGCAAGCGAGUGCGCGGAGUGGCUUUCACUAGCGGUGUGACUCCACAAUACGCCACGCGAAUGUGUGACGCGGCGCGCGGCUUGCUAAACGACUUCCUACCAGACGUCUGGAUCUUUGCGGACCACGACAAGCCAGCUGAAAAGGGAAAGAAAACCGACGACGAGGGCGUGAAAAGCAGAGGGUACGAAUUUCUUUAAAUUUCUUUAAGAAGGGCUUGCUCCUCGUACUCUCGCCAUUGAUGCAGGAUGGAUUUUGAAUUGUUGAGUUUUGCUAGUCAGGUGCGUUAUAACGCUCGUUAUUAGAAAAAAGUAAAAUCAGGUUUGGCCUCUCCCUCGUGGCGGAGUCUGUGGAUGGGACCUACAAGAGCAUCGACGUCUUCAGCAACGGCGAUCUCUCAGCAACCGAGAAGGCCAUGUUUGAGGAAGCCGCAACAGCUGCCGACUCGGAUGCAGAAAUGAGUGACAGCAGCGAAAACGACGAGCAUGGCGAUGACAACUCGGAGCGCAAGAACGCUGACAAGACAAAAGAGCGAACUGCUGCGCUGACGAAGGAGCAGUUGCAGGAUGUGCCUUUCGCUCUGGGGAAGGCAGGCGCGUGUCGCCUGCUCUCCGAAUUGGCUCUGGGUGGAUGCGUGGACACGACGCAUCAAGUGCUGCUAUUGCACUACGUCGCCCUCGCAGAGGAGGACGAGGCGAGCCGAGUACGGGUAGGAAAGUUGACGCCGACGACGAUCGAGUACCUGCGGCACAUGAAGGAUUUCUUCAACGUUGAGUUCAAAAUGCGACAGCAAGAGGACGAUUCUGUCGUCCUAUCUUGCGUCGGCGUGGGGCUGGCCAACUUGAGUCGUCCUACAUUCUAAGCUGGAUUGUGAUGUUGACCUUUGGGUCUUUACCCGCUUUCGGCAUGUUGAAAUAGCUCUCGAGUACUAGUGUGUGGAAGAAGAGUUUUUGUUUAGCGAAAAUCUGGUGGUCCAUUGCACGCGAGACGGCGAGUCGCCAAGAUCCAGUGCUUCACUUUUGCUGCCUGUUCUACAUGCGUUUUUGCGAGUGCAACUGCAGUUCCAGUGUCGUAGUUCGCAUAGGUCUGAAGCAGAUGCUCGGGACUGUCUCUCAAAGACAAAAUUCAAUGUCAGGCCUCGAUCGGAAGUGGUUGAUCUUACUAGUAACAGGAUCGUACAAUCGUGAAAAUCUAUUUGAAAUUUCGAAUGGCGAUCUCUCACGAUAAGAUCCUGAAGCAAAAAGAGUGAAGAUCUUUGCGACAUAUGGAUCCGGUGUGUAGUAUACAGUCGCUCCUUCACACGACGGAUCACGCCAUUUUCUUUUCUGCACCAAACCUUAAGUAGAAUUUCCUGUGGAUAUUCGAAUUAUUGUUAUUCACUCAUCUCGACAGCGAAACUCGUCAGUAGUCCUUGUUGACUCGCAGAUUCUGUGUUGCAUUCAUCAAUUUUUUCCUUUGUCUCUUAAGACCCACACAAAAAACAAAAUGACCGAAGGCAAGGAGCAUUUGUCCAUCGUGAUCUGCGGUCACGUCGACUCCGGAAAGUCCACGACCACCGGCCACCUGCUCUUCGAGUUGGGUAAGCAUUCGUUUUUUCUUGAUGACGUUUGGGCGGAGGUAGUAUCUCUCGCAUGUGCGUGUCAUGUCAUAGCGAUGUUUUCCUCAAUGAGGCGCAAUUUUCAGGAAGAACCGAAUUCAUUCUUUCCAAAAAAUUGCAGGUGGUAUUCCGGAGCGUGAGUUGGAAAAGCUGAAGGCCGAGGCUGACCGCUUGGGAAAGUCCUCCUUCGCUUUCGCCUUCUACAUGGAUCGUCAGAAGGAGGAGCGUGAGCGCGGUGUGACCAUUUCCGUUACCACCAAGGAGUUCUUCACGGAGAAAUGGCACUACACCAUCAUUGACGCCCCGGGUCACCGCGAUUUCAUCAAGAACAUGAUUACCGGUGCUUCCCAGGCUGAUGUCGCCAUGAUUAUGGUCCCGGCCGAUGGUAUUGCGUACUUUUUUUUUCUUUCUGACGAUUUUCUUGAAGAGCGGUUUCAUUUCGCGAAACAUGAAAGUGUGCAUCCGUCCUGCGAGAGUGAGAAAUCAGCAACUAACUUGACACUCAGGUAACUUCACCACCGCCAUCCAGCGCGGCAACCACAAGGCUGGUGAGAUCCAGGGACAGACCCGCCAGCACUCCCGUUUGAUCAACUUGCUGGGUGUCAAGCAGAUCAUUAUCGGGAUCAACAAGAUGGACUGCGAUACCGCCGGCUACAAGCAGACUCGUUAUGACGAGAUCGCCAACGAGAUGCGCAACAUGUUGGGAAAGGUCGGCUGGAAGAAGGACUUCGUCGAGAGCGGCGUGCCGUUCAUGCCGAUCUCCGGCUGGUGUGGUGACAACUUGGUCAAGAAGACCACCAACAUGGCCUGGUGGAAGGGUGCCGAUGUCAAGGUCGGCUCUGAGACCAUCCACGUCGAUACCUUGUACGACUGCUUGAACAACAUGUGCCGCGUUCCGGAGCGCCCCAUCGAUGCCCCGAUGCGCCUGCCGAUCUCUGGUACGAAAAUGUUUUGGCCUUCCCUCUAGCCUCUUCGCACGAAAUAUGGUAAUUGGUAGGGUUUUUUGGAUUGCAGCGAUCUAGGCUUUUGAAUUCUCACUGAACAAACACGCAGGUAUCUACAAGAUCAAGGGUGUCGGUGAUGUGCUCGCCGGACGUGUUGAGCAGGGUAUUGUCAAGCCGAACGAGGAAGUCAUCUUCUUGCCGACCCACACCGCCGCUAACGCCUGCGCUGGUAAGGUGUUCCAGAUCGAGAUGCACCACAAGGCUGUUCCGGAAGCCAAGCCGGGUGACAACGUCGGUAUGAACGUGAAGAACUUGGACAAGCAGAACAUGCCCCGUGGUGGUGAUGUCAUGAUCUACAAGAAGGACACCACGCUGUCCGCCGUCAAGGCCUUCGAUGCUCAGAUUCAAGUACAGACCCUGCGUAGUGUGUGUUGACGUUGAUUACUGAUUUUGCAAGCAAUUGAUUUUGAUCUUUAAUGUUUUGCAGUGCGUUUUUGUUUUAUGCUAGCAAGAUGAUGAUGAUGAUGCUUCCUCGACCGAAUACAGGUUUUGGACAUCCCGAACGAGAUCAAGGUCGGGUACUCUCCGAUCGGCUUCGUCCGCUGCGGGCGUGCGGCUUGCCGUAUCUCCGCUUUGAAGUGGAAGAUGGGUAAGGAGACUGGUGGUAAGAAGAUGGAAGAUCCCCACUCCUUGAAGUCCAACGAGAUGGCGCAGGUCACCUUCGAGCCGCAGCAGCCGUUGGUUGCCGAUUCCUUCAAGAACUGCGAGGGUCUGUCCCGUGUCGCUUUCAUGGACGGAAACGGUGUCGUCAUGUUGGGAAAGGUGGUCUCCGUCGAGGCCAAGGUCUUCGAAGCCAAGAAGAAGUAAAUACACGAUUACACGCGAAAAGACUGUUCGUGUAACAUUGUCGUAUUCGUUGCUGGUAGUUGUGGUGUCACAAGGGGAAGUACAUGGUGGUUGGCCCGCACGAUGCGAUUGAUUCGUGAUGGUUUGAAGCACUGCUAAAAAUGCAUUCACGGUUGGAGCUAGUGAAAACUACUAGACUACAUCACUAACGUAACACUCAGCAUCAAAAUGCAAACCGCAAAAAUUUGCAAAAAACCAGCUUCGUUUCGGAUGAUUAUUCGAGAUGCAACCUGCGCGCAGCACCUAAAUGCACCUAAUGAUGAGAAAUUGAAAUGUGUCACAAAUCUCUCCUCUUUCGCAUACGCCCUACGUAGUAGCUCCGUAUGAAACUGAUGUCUUGCGUGUACUGUCGUUUCCCUUAGCACACUACCUAGUAGUGAAGCUGUUUGCGCGUUUCCGAACCCGCUUGCAGCUGCUUUGUAAAGAGGUGACAGCCACGAUUUAAAUUUCGACUCACGCACUCUUUUGUUUUAUUGAAUGAAACUGAUGUCUCACGGCUUUCGUCUCUCCUCUACGCACAUUACCUAGUAAUAAAGCUGUUUGCCCGUUUCCGAACUCGCUUACGAUGCCUCUCGAGAGACGUUGGCCUAGUGGAGUACCGACUUUGAAAUUAAUGAUGAAGCUAUCUAUUUACUGAAUUACAGUAGAAUUUUCCUGAUCACCGGUCGCCUUGGGGGCGCUUGUCCGCACGAGGAGCGGUCCCCUCGGAUGCUUGUGACUAGUACGUUCUACUUUUCUAUGUUUGCUGUCCAACUCAUUUCGAGGCCUGUGCAUGUACACCUAGUAUAGUGACUAUUCGCGUGGCCAAGAACUGUUGUAAAGAAACAAUACUUGAUGAUGAGACCUCAGCAGAAAGACAAAACGUGAAAUGAAAAGCUUCUCCGUCC